Aspergillus homomorphus CBS 101889 is the source of this 1346-nucleotide messenger RNA. Its product is annotated as isopenicillin N synthase family dioxygenase. Gene Ontology annotation, molecular function: dioxygenase activity. The coding region runs from base 6 to 1037 and encodes 343 amino acids. The record is from RefSeq and is a predicted model, not a curated record. The transcript is spliced from 4 exons. NCBI's taxonomy places the organism in Eukaryota, Fungi, Ascomycota, Eurotiomycetes, Eurotiales, Aspergillaceae.
GCAGAAUGCCAACAGCGCCACCUAUAAUCGACUUCCGAGCCUACUACGACACCAACUCGGAAACGAAAGCAUCACUCGUCCAGCAGAUCCGAGAAGCGUGCGAGCGACACGGAUUCUUCCAGGUAUUCAACCACGGUAUUCCGCUUGAUAUUCAGUACGAUGUUCUCGAGCAGGCCCGAAAUCUCUUUAGUCUCCCGGUGGAAGUGAAAGAAAAAUACAGCAUGGACAUCGGCACACCCAACCUGGGGUACGAGCGCCUCCGGGCCCAGAAUUUCGAAAAGCGAGGCCCCGGAGACCUGAAAGAAGGAUUCUAUUUGUGCAGGGACCUACCGCCGGACCAUCCCGCCGUGCAAGCCGGGAAGUUCUCACAAGGCGCGAACAAGUAUCCCGCCGAAGUCAGAGAUCCCGCGCGUUUCCGCCAGGUCGUGAAUGACUACCAUAACCUCAUGACUGAUCUGUCACUGAAGAUCUUUCGGAUCAUAGCCUUGACACUGCAGUUGGAGGAGAAUUGGUUCGACGAGUUCUGCCGGGACUCCGCGACGAUCCUGCGCCUGUUGCGUUAUCCGCCGCAGGAGACCGACAAGUCGAGCUUGGAGCGCGUUCAAUGCGCAGGCAUCGGCGCACAUACGGACUUUGGCGGCCUCACCAUCCUGCUGCAAGACGAGAAAGGCGGACUCCAGGUCUGGGACCGCGAAGCAUCGCAAUGGGCAGAUGUAGUCCCUGUUCCCGGUGCGUUGGUGGUCAACCUGGGCAACAUGAUGAUGCGCUGGACCAACGAUCAGUACUUAUCGAAUCUGCACCGGGUGAUCAACAAGAGCGAGGAGGAACGAUACAGCGCGCCGUUCUUCUUCUCCGGGAAUCCGGACUUUCGGGUGGAGUGCAUCCCGAGUUGUAAAGGGGAGACCGAGGAGGCCAAGUACCCUCCUAUCACGGUGCAGGAGUGGAUGUUGGCGCGGUAUGCGGACACGUAUGGGAGUUCGCGGCAGGGCGAAGCGAUGGUGGAGUUGUCACAAGAGACGGAGAAUGCUAUCGCUUGAAACUGGAUGUUGUGCCUCCUUGACAGGAAUCACUGUGCACGUGGAUCGGAUUUCAGCUUCGUCUUUGAUGGUUACAUGUGAGAGUGGGUCAUCCCGGGAUCUCGUUCACGACCUUAUUUUGGUUCUUUCGUCUCAAUAUCUGUAUCGUCGAAAAGAGCCUGGAGAGGCAUGUGGGACAACUCUACGUUCCCUGCAUUGUACUUGUGCUUUGGUUGAUUCUCGAGUUGAUUUACAAGGGGGCUGAUUUUGACCGUGUCCUCCCUCGGCCCUCAUGGUAUAUAAUUUCCCGUCAUCUUGUGAAGUUUGCGC